UUAAGGUGGAUGAGCUCCUGACUGAAUUUCUGAGAGAGUCCAACCACGCUUGUCUUCUCACUCUUACUCUACAGCGGCUCAACCAACAGGAAUGGCAGUCAGAGCUUGAGAUCAACCUCUUUGGAGUUCCCUGCUGCCUCAGCAGAAUCCCAAAGUGACCACAGGGACCUCAGCCCAAGAGAAAGGAUAGUCCACCUCUGAGUCACUGAGCACUGCUUACCCAUAGGAAGGCGUGUUGCUGGGAUUGAGGUGGUCUUUGUAGGAUUCUUCCACGGAUUCACAGCUCCCAAGUUGAGGUCAGCAGUGCUCUAUCCCUGUGGAUGCCAUUCCACCAGAGCCGAGGAGGGUGAAACAUUAUUUUCUUCAGAUUCACUUGUCUAAAUUGUCAUUGAGUUAUCGUCCCGACACAAAAAAAGUUAUUCCAGUACAGCCCAUCAAAGACAACAAAAAAGAGAAACAACAGAUGACAACAUAGAACAUAGGUAUACAGGUGCUGAGGCUGCAGCCUGUAGGCGCUGCCGUUAUUAUUAGCUGAGAAAGGAUGACCCUGGGAAAGAGGAGGGAAAAUACAUCUUCACACUUUGUAAAAACACAGUACGAAGCUGUAUUUUACAUUUUACAAACCUGUCCAAGGUGUACUCCUGCUUUUCACCUGAAGAGAGCUGUGAUUGGCUCCAGCAGAUACCUCUGUACCAGAAUAGGAAUAAGCAAGGAGAGAUUAGUGGAUGGAUGAAUGUUUUACAAAUCCAGAAAGUUCAGUUUUUAUCUAAAAUACUUGUGUGACUUAUGAUUUUUUUCCCCCAGAAAAUAAACCAGCAACACAAACAUCGUCCAAGAGUUUCCACGUCCAUUGCCCGACUCCACUAAGCUACUUACAUAUAUAACAGGUAAAUCAGUUUUAAUGGGGAAGAGGAGACGUCUAAAAAACAUCUUCUUUUCCAUCCUGGUUCUGGUGGCAUUCCUCGUUCUAUAUCUUAAUCCUUACAAAACAUUUCCAAAACUAAUGUGGAGGGAACCAGGAUAUUAUUAUGUGGCCUAUCCUAGAAACUACACAUUUAUCAUGGAUCAAACGCCAACAUGUAGAACAACGACUCCAUUCCUGAUCCUGAUGGUUCCCAUUGCACCCAAUGACCAGGCAACUCGGGACAUCAUCCGAAAGACAUGGGGAAGUGAGAAAAUAGUUCUUGAUCAGCUGGUUGAGACUGUUUUUGUAAUGGGCCUUCCUGUAGGAAAUGAUAUUGAGCAGCAGCUGAAGAAACUCAAACUGGAGAAUGACCAGCAUCAUGACCUCAUUCAGAGCAAUUUCUUAGACAGUUAUCACAAUUUGACCAUCAAGACCAUGGUCAUGCUGGAGUGGUUGGCUCAGUACUGCACCAAGGCUUCCUUUGUUUUAAAGAUAGAUUCAGAUACGUUGCUUCAUGUCCAUAAUUUGGUUAUGUUAUUGCUUGAUCCUAGCACAGCUAAAAAAAACUACUCGACAGGUUUGGUGUGGUGGCACAGCUCUGUUUUAAGAGACACUUCUAGCAAGUACUACAUGCCAUCCUAUGUGUUUCCUGAGCCAAAGUACCCCCCAUAUCCUCUGGGUAUGGCUUAUGUUAUGUCUCUGGACCUCCCUAGGAAAAUCUUGGACGUGUCACCUCAGAUCAAACCCAUUUACAUUGAAGAUGUCUACCUUGGCAUGUGCCUAAAACAACUGGGCAUUCCUCCUACUGACCCCCCUGAACACACCAUGUUUCUUAUAAAGCCAUUGCAUCCCCUGAACAGGUGCAGUCUCUCAAAGGUGAUUGCCAUGACGACAGACAGCACUUUACAGAUGCACAGUUACUGGAAGACAAUCAGACAGGGUCUCCACUAUUGUCAUUAGAUUGAUCAAAACUUGGUUUAAUGGUCUAUAUGUAGAAUGGUAAAAAACAAGCAAACUAACUAACAUAAACCAAAAAAACCCAACAUUUUGUGUUGUAGCGAUCCUACUUAAUUUAUCAAACUUGUUGGGGCACCACCUUUGUUCCAAAAGAAAAAUAGACUAUUUAUCAAUCUCUCAUCUGAAAGUAGGUUCUAAUCUUGAUUGGUUUGAGUACAUCAAAUACAUCACGCAGGAUUCAUCCAAGGAAAAUUUAUUAAAAGCUCA
This is a messenger RNA of Cololabis saira (Pacific saury), 2128 nucleotides long. Its product is annotated as beta-1,3-galactosyltransferase 1-like. The record is from RefSeq and is a predicted model, not a curated record. Gene Ontology annotation, molecular function: N-acetyl-beta-D-glucosaminide beta-(1,3)-galactosyltransferase activity. The coding region runs from base 902 to 1864 and encodes 320 amino acids. Gene Ontology annotation, cellular component: membrane. NCBI's taxonomy places the organism in Eukaryota, Metazoa, Chordata, Actinopteri, Beloniformes, Belonidae. The transcript has 3 exons.